GGAAUAUCUUGACAACAUAACAGCAAUUGGGCCCAGAACAGUUGGAAGUCCAGAAAAUGAAGUUCUUGCAGUUAACUACCUCUUAAAACAAAUCAGGGCAAUAGAAAGAGAGAGCACAGAUGCUCACAAGAUAUCUGUAGACAUACAGAGGCCCACAGGUUCCUUCAGCAUUGACUUUUUAGGAGGCUUUACUAGUUACUAUGCAAACAUAACCAAUGUUGUAGUGAAGUUGGAACCCCGAAACGGAGCUGAGCAUGCAGUGUUAUCCAAUUGCCACUUUGAUUCCGUACCAAAUACCCCGGGUGCCAGUGACGAUGCUGUUAGCUGCGCAGUGAUGCUUGAAAUACUUAACACACUUUCAAAAUCAUCAGAGCCCUUGCAACAUGCUGUCAUAUUCUUAUUUAAUGGUGCAGAAGAGAAUAUUUUGCAGGCUAGUCACGGCUUCAUUACACAACAUGAGUGGGCCAAGUCAAUUAGAGCUUUUAUUAACCUGGAGGCAGCAGGUGUGGGAGGAAAAGAACUUGUUUUUCAAACAGGACCUGAGAAUCCUUGGUUGGUACAAGCGUACGUAGUUGCAGCCAAACAUCCCUUUGCUUCUGUGGUGGCACAGGAAAUAUUUCAGAGUGGCAUUAUCCCAGCAGAUACAGACUUCCGUAUCUACAGGGAUUUUGGCAAUGUUCCAGGAAUAGAUUUGGCUUUUAUUGAGAACGGCUACAUUUAUCAUACAAAAUAUGACACAUCAGACAGAAUUUUAACAGAUUCCAUUCAGAGAGCAGGUGACAAUAUUCUAGCUGUCCUAAAAUAUCUAGCAACAUCAGAUAAGUUGGCUAAGUCUUUUGAGUAUCGACAUGGAAAUGUGGUGUUCUUUGAUGUACUUGGCUUAUUUGUUCUGGCUUAUCCUGCUCGUGUUGGCACCAUCUUGAACUGUAUUACAGCAGCAAUUGCUUUUCUUUACUUAAGCAAGAAAGUACUUCAGCCCAAAACAAGAGGUAAGACUAGUUUUUAA
Messenger RNA from Eurypyga helias (sunbittern), 1006 nucleotides. Its product is annotated as endoplasmic reticulum metallopeptidase 1-like. The record is from RefSeq and is a predicted model, not a curated record. Gene Ontology annotation, biological process: proteolysis. The transcript is spliced from 6 exons. Lineage: Eukaryota; Metazoa; Chordata; Aves; Eurypygiformes; Eurypygidae. The annotation marks the transcript as partial. Gene Ontology annotation, molecular function: metalloexopeptidase activity.